Molecule: messenger RNA, 748 nt
Organism: Cynara cardunculus var. scolymus (artichoke)
Lineage: Eukaryota; Viridiplantae; Streptophyta; Magnoliopsida; Asterales; Asteraceae
Exons: 1
Coding region: 24-653 (209 amino acids)
Source: RefSeq, a predicted model, not a curated record
UCCUGUUUUCUUUGUUAUGAUCCAUGGCGAAAAGUCGGAAAUUUACAAUCAGCCGGAGCGAACGGUUCUUGGGAAGCUAUGGAUUCGCCGGAAACCAUCCCACGAAGGACGACGGUGUAGAGCUCCGGGAAGAUGACGUUUGGUCCAUGGUUGAUGAGAUCGUCAACGACGGUGAUCAUUGUUCCAUCAAUAGCGACUGGAACCCACGCGCCGCCGUAGAUGAUCAUCGUUCCGUCAAGGGUCGCCGUGGUAGCCUACUUCCGGCGCCAGGCUCCGCCGGUGGAUUGUCGGUGGCGUUUGAUGAUCAUCAGCCAGGGAAGAUGGUGGCGACGCCGCGAAUCAUCCACCAGUUCCGCACCGGUGGCGGAGAUGGGUUGGCAUCUCCACGUGGACGUCAUGUUGCCACCUCAGCACCAGUGAACGUGCCAGACUGGUCAAAGAUUUACCGAGUCAACUCGGUUGAGUCGAUGCACGACUCGGAUGAUGGGACCGACGAUCAAGACUCGGAUAUGGUCCCGCCCCACGAGUAUUUAGCACGGAGCCAUAGAUCGGCUGCGAAAUCCGUCUUUGAAGGCGUCGGUCGGACCCUUAAGGGUCGAGACAUGAGCCGAGUUCGGGAUGCAGUUUGGAGCCAAACCGGAUUCGACGGUUAGCCCGAAUCUAUAAAAAAAAAAGAAUUUUUCCUUAAUUAUUUGUCAUUAUUUAGACCCCAAAAAAAGCAAAUAUAAUUUUGAGUUUUAAAUCGAGC